This is a messenger RNA of Drosophila rhopaloa, 585 nucleotides long. RefSeq names its product cytochrome c oxidase assembly factor 3, mitochondrial (gene Ccdc56). The record is from RefSeq and is a predicted model, not a curated record. Gene Ontology annotation, cellular component: mitochondrial inner membrane. Bases 95 to 358 code for a protein of 87 amino acids. Gene Ontology annotation, biological process: mitochondrial respiratory chain complex IV assembly. Lineage: Eukaryota; Metazoa; Arthropoda; Insecta; Diptera; Drosophilidae. The transcript has 2 exons.
GGUCGCCUGCGGCCACACUAUUUGUGUUCGAGAUUUCAUAAUUCCCUAAUCGGCGAGGAAAACACGAAUAAAACCCCGUUUAGCAGCGUUUAUAAUGUCGGCAUCGGAGCAGGGACCUAAGAUCAAGUACGGGGAUAGCGCUCCGAAGCUGGACAAGGCGCAGCUGCAGUUCAUGAAGCUGAUUGAGGAACAGAACCUGGACCGCGUGCAAAAGUUGAAGCGCAUUCGCCGCAACAAUCUCCUGACCGCCGGCGCCCUGGGCGUCUCUGUUUUGGCCAUCUACGGCUACUCGAUCUUCUCCGUGCAGCAGGAGAAGUUCCUGGACGACUUCGAGGAGCCCAAGAAGGUGUCCUCUUAGCUCUAGUCCCUGUUAGUUUCCCCUAGUUCUUAAGCGUUUUCUUCAUUUUACACACCUUUUUACACUUUUGAAGUUGUUGCACAACAGGAUGACCCAAGCAAGUGCUCGUGUGCUUCAGAGCGGGAUGCGCCUGCCUCCCAUGCCCACCAUUCGGGAGCUGGUGAAGCUCUACAGGCUGCAGGCCAGGAAACAGCUCAGCCAGAACUUCCUCAUGGACGAGCGGCUCA